Molecule: messenger RNA, 1384 nt
Organism: Pseudomyrmex gracilis
Lineage: Eukaryota; Metazoa; Arthropoda; Insecta; Hymenoptera; Formicidae
Product: probable malate dehydrogenase, mitochondrial
Exons: 3
Coding region: 155-1309 (384 amino acids)
Biological process (GO): tricarboxylic acid cycle
Cellular component (GO): mitochondrion; cytoplasm
Molecular function (GO): L-malate dehydrogenase (NAD+) activity
Source: RefSeq, a predicted model, not a curated record
UCAUCUGUCGCGUAAAUUGCAACAAAUAUUCUUCGAUAUUAUUAUUAUUUUCAUUUUAAUGUUUUCGACGAGGUUAAAAAAAGUUUAUUUUUUUUUUUUUUUUAAUUUAAUGUCUCACUGAGAUUAAAAACAACAAAAUUACAAUUGUUCGGUCAUGGCUGUGUCAACAAGAUAUUUUCCCAAUUUGUUGCAACAAUGUAAACGCUAUCCCGUUCUUGUGCGUUGCGAAUUUUCGAAAGGGACGAAUGAUAAAAAAAAACACGAAGAGGUUGACAAAGAGAAUACGAAAAGAUCGAUAAAACAAGAAGAAUACCAGAACAAGAUGCACGAUGCGCAAAAAGAUCGGAAACCUAACAUAAGAGUGUGCAUUAUUGGCGGAGGAGUGACGCCUCUUUAUACCGCGGUGCUUCUGAAACAAUAUCAAAAUAUUAAAAACAUACAUUUGGUAGACACGAGAGACACCGUGCCGGGAGCAAUGGCGAGCGUGUGUCACACGGAAACUUAUCCUCGCAUUGAUUAUUUUCGACGGAAAGACAUAAAGGAAGCCCUUAAAAAAGUGAAUAUCGUCGCGCUCAUGGACGAAAUGGAUAUUGGCGGAACAAGCGAUACGACGCCUCGAGUGUUAUUCAAAUCUGCGGCCGAUUACGUGCGCCAGAUGACGGAUAAGAUACUUCGCUUCUGUCCGAACGCUCUUGUGGCCGUGUUCGCGCGUCCUGUAACCGCUAUGCUUCCGAUGGUCUCGGAAAUAUUUCGUUGCUCGGGCUGCUUCAAUCCCGAUCGAAUUAUUGGCUCCGUUUCGACGUACAAAUCGCAGAUCGAGGAUGCGACGGCGGCUCUUUUGAACUUGGAGCGCGAAUUUAUUUCGAUCCCGAUGGCUGGCGGUGCCGACGCGCGCACCGUCGUUCCGCUAUUGUCGCGCGCCUUUCCGUUCAAUCAAUUCACAAACGCGCAACGUAAGACUCUGUUGCAAUCGUUUCGGGUCAGCGAUGAAAUAACUGCGAAACACGAUGGCCCGUCGUUAUCGUCCGGAACAGCCGCUGCGAAACUGAUAAUUGCUCUCGCUAAUGGUUUGAACAAAUCCGAACACGUUACCUGCGCCUACGUGCGAUCGAACACACUUCCGAUCUGUCGAUUCUUCACCAACGAGGUGCAACUGGGUCCGGAAGGUAUCAAGAGAGUCUUGGAUCUGCCGAAAGUCUCACCCGCCGAAAUACUUAUGAUCGAGCACGCGAUACCUCUUAUCAACGAAUACGUCGAUAUGGCUGUCGCAGAGGUCAGGACCGAAAAAAUACGAGCCAAGACACGAUAGUGACAAAAAAGUAACGACAAUAUAUGAUAACAAAAAUAAAUAUGUCGGAUAUCUCGAUUCUCUUAUCGGUGCAAA